Rattus rattus (black rat) is the source of this 5153-nucleotide messenger RNA. RefSeq names its product potassium voltage-gated channel subfamily B member 1 (gene Kcnb1). Gene Ontology annotation, biological process: protein homooligomerization; potassium ion transmembrane transport. Gene Ontology annotation, cellular component: membrane; voltage-gated potassium channel complex. Gene Ontology annotation, molecular function: protein binding; delayed rectifier potassium channel activity. The record is from RefSeq and is a predicted model, not a curated record. Bases 275 to 2848 code for a protein of 857 amino acids. NCBI's taxonomy places the organism in Eukaryota, Metazoa, Chordata, Mammalia, Rodentia, Muridae. The transcript is spliced from 3 exons.
CCGCUGGCUGGGCUCCUUCAGCCCUCACCUGGUCUCGGGAGCGACCUCAGGUCCUGGUGCAGUGAGGAGUGGGUCGCCCCAGGACAGGGUUGCCUGGUGGCCUCCGACAGCCGUCGGGAUGGAGGUGAGACGGUAGCCGUGACACCCGCCCUCGCGCACCCCUGCACCACAGCGGCCUGCAGAGCUCCCCGCCCCCCGCCCCCGCGGCAGCGGGCCUUGCCGUCGAGUGACAGCGGCCUGGGGGGCAGGGGGGGCGGGGGCGGCCAGACCAGCGAUGCCGGCGGGCAUGACGAAGCAUGGCUCGCGCUCCACCAGCUCGCUGCCGCCCGAGCCCAUGGAGAUCGUGCGCAGCAAGGCGUGCUCGCGCCGGGUGCGCCUCAACGUCGGGGGCCUGGCGCACGAGGUGCUGUGGCGCACUCUGGACCGCCUGCCCCGCACGCGGCUGGGCAAGCUUCGGGACUGCAACACGCACGACUCCCUGCUCCAGGUGUGCGACGACUACAGCCUCGAGGACAACGAGUACUUCUUCGACCGCCACCCUGGCGCCUUUACCUCCAUUCUCAAUUUCUACCGCACCGGCCGGCUGCACAUGAUGGAGGAGAUGUGCGCGCUGAGCUUCAGCCAGGAGCUGGACUACUGGGGCAUCGAUGAGAUCUACCUGGAGUCCUGCUGCCAGGCCCGCUACCACCAAAAGAAGGAGCAGAUGAACGAGGAGCUGAAGCGCGAGGCCGAGACGCUGCGGGAGCGGGAGGGCGAGGAGUUCGACAACACGUGCUGUGCAGAGAAGAGGAAGAAACUCUGGGACCUGCUGGAGAAGCCCAACUCGUCGGUGGCCGCCAAGAUCCUGGCCAUCAUCUCGAUCAUGUUCAUCGUCCUGUCCACCAUUGCUCUGUCACUCAACACGCUGCCUGAGCUGCAGAGCCUAGACGAGUUCGGCCAGAGCACGGAUAACCCGCAGCUGGCGCACGUGGAGGCGGUGUGCAUCGCGUGGUUCACCAUGGAGUACUUGCUGAGGUUCCUGUCCUCCCCCAAGAAAUGGAAGUUCUUCAAGGGCCCCCUCAACGCCAUUGACCUACUGGCCAUCCUGCCCUACUACGUCACCAUCUUCCUCACAGAAUCCAACAAGAGCGUGCUGCAGUUCCAGAACGUGCGCCGCGUGGUCCAGAUCUUCCGCAUCAUGCGCAUCCUUCGGAUCCUGAAGCUGGCCCGCCACUCCACCGGCCUGCAGUCCUUGGGCUUCACCCUGCGCAGAAGCUACAACGAGCUGGGCCUGCUCAUCCUCUUCCUCGCGAUGGGCAUCAUGAUCUUCUCCAGCCUGGUCUUCUUCGCAGAGAAGGAUGAGGACGACACCAAGUUCAAAAGCAUCCCCGCCUCUUUCUGGUGGGCUACCAUCACCAUGACAACCGUUGGCUAUGGAGACAUCUACCCGAAGACUCUCCUGGGGAAAAUCGUCGGGGGGCUCUGCUGCAUUGCCGGGGUCCUGGUGAUCGCCCUCCCCAUCCCCAUCAUCGUCAAUAACUUCUCCGAGUUCUACAAGGAGCAGAAGCGCCAGGAGAAAGCCAUCAAGCGGAGGGAGGCUCUGGAGAGAGCCAAGAGGAAUGGCAGCAUCGUGUCCAUGAACAUGAAGGACGCCUUCGCCCGGAGCAUCGAGAUGAUGGACAUCGUAGUGGAGAAAAAUGGCGAGAGCAUGGCUAAGAAGGAUAAAGUGCAAGAUAACCACCUGUCCCCCAACAAGUGGAAAUGGACCAAGAGGGCACUCUCUGAGACCAGCUCCAGUAAGUCCUUUGAAACCAAGGAGCAGGGAUCCCCCGAAAAGGCCAGGUCCUCGUCUAGUCCACAGCACUUGAACGUCCAGCAGCUGGAAGACAUGUACAGUAAGAUGGCCAAGACGCAGUCCCAGCCCAUCCUCAACACCAAGGAGAUGGCCCCGCAGAGCAAGCCUCCGGAGGAGCUGGAGAUGAGCAGCAUGCCCAGCCCCGUGGCCCCUCUGCCCGCCCGCACGGAGGGCGUCAUCGACAUGCGGAGCAUGUCCAGCAUUGACAGCUUCAUCAGCUGUGCCACGGACUUCCCUGAAGCCACCAGAUUCUCCCACAGUCCUCUGGCAUCCCUCUCCAGCAAGGCUGGGAGCAGUGCAGCCCCGGAGGUGGGCUGGCGGGGGGCUCUCGGUGCCAGCGGUGGGAGGCUCACGGACACCAACCCCAUUCCUGAGGCCAGCCGCUCUGGUUUCUUCGUGGAGAGCCCCAGGAGUUCCAUGAAGACCAACAACCCCUUGAAGCUGCGAGCGCUCAAGGUCAACUUCGUGGAGGGCGACCCCACCCCGCUGCUGCCCUCCCUGGGCUUGUAUCACGAUCCUCUUAGGAACAGAGGAGGGGCAGCGGCUGCAGUUGCGGGACUGGAGUGUGCCUCCCUCUUAGACAAGCCCGUGCUGAGCCCGGAGUCCUCCAUCUACACCACAGCAAGUGCCAGGACGCCCCCUCGCUCCCCUGAGAAACACACAGCAAUAGCAUUCAACUUCGAGGCCGGAGUCCACCAUUACAUAGACACCGACACAGAUGACGAGGGUCAGCUGCUCUACAGCGUGGACUCCAGCCCUCCCAAAAGUCUCCACGGGAGUACCAGCCCCAAGUUCAGCACUGGAGCGAGAACGGAGAAGAACCACUUCGAGAGCUCCCCCUUGCCCACCUCCCCUAAGUUCUUAAGGCCGAACUGUGUCUACUCCUCAGAAGGGUUGACUGGAAAAGGCCCUGGGGCUCAAGAGAAAUGCAAGCUGGAGAACCAUACCCCCCCGGACGUGCACAUGCUGCCUGGGGGAGGAGCACACGGGAGCACUAGGGAUCAGAGUAUCUGAGCUCCCUACCACAGAGGGCAUCUGCAGGAGAAAUCGAGGAGGAGGGAUGCUUGGCUUGCCUGCCGCUGAGUUCUGCAUGAACUCCAAGGCCCCCACCACCACAGAGCCCCAGCAAGAGGAGAGACCCCGAGAGCCAUGACCAAUCUGUGGACACUAACUAGCCACGGGGACCACACCUAACAGCAUCUUCCUGAGAUGGCCGGAGCAGAGCUGACAGCCACCACUAAGACCUAGCCUAGGACACACACUCCCUAGUCUCGUCUGGAGGCUCUCUCAGCCUCUGGAUAUGCCAUCACCAUCUCUCAAGGCUUCAGCUGAGGUGGGUGUUGGAGCGAGGGGUUGCUAGUGAAAGAGUGGGCUGACCAAGAAGUACUGGGUGUCGGCCUCCUGUUAGGAGGGUGCAGAGGACCCUUGAUCAUGAGGGAUUCUCUGCUCCAUCAGCCACAUUCCUAGGGCAUUGUGAUGCUUAAAUAAGCAAGGGGCUCAAACGAUUCAGUAUUCUGUGGUCCCUGGGGCUUUAUUCGGAGACUCUGUCGGGGUGAGCUGACAAUUUAGACUCAAUUCUUUCUGCCCACCUGGCCAUCCAGGAAGUGUUCCGACGGUUGGCACGCAGCCAGGGCUGGCACAGGAACGUGGGUUCCAAACAACGCUCGUAUGGACUGAAAAGAUACGCAGGCGUCAAAUAUGCAAAUGAGAUAGAUUAUUUAAAGAGACUGUGUGUGACUGAAAAGCAACAUUAAAAAUAAUAAAUUUCAUUUUCUACAUGAAAAAAAAAAAAAAAAGAAAAGGAAAAAAAAAUCCUUCACUGAACUGCCCUGUGCAGAGUUGUGAGUACUUUCUGCUGUAGUGGGGAACACACCUACUCUGAGAGGAAGUUCUUUUUUUUUGUUUGUUCGUUUGUUUGAUUUUCAAUUUUCUUUUGUUGUUUUUUGGGGGGGGGUUGUUUUGUUUUGUUUUUUGUUUCCUGUGGUAUUCAAGCUAAAAAAUACUAAUAAGUUAAUAAAAAAAGCACUUUAUGUUUUUCUAAUCUAGGUUCUACCAGGGACAGUGUCAAGAUCUCGCACUUUAAAACAAGCACUAUUUCCCGUGGGCCGCAUGCUGGCACUUGGGGUAUUACUUGUGCCCAUUUCUGGCCACAGUGGGUCUGCCAUUACCACACCAGAGUCCGGGGCUUUUCCGUGACCUCCUCAUCCCUCAUGGGACGGGAGAGGUCCUCAGCUCUCGGUGCAGGGCUCUCUUAAAGUCCUGCGUACAAGAGACACACACGUCUCAAAUGGGCGCAGAAAGAGUUAGGUGUCGGGUGUCAUACCGCUCUUUCUUGUCAACCGGCCAUUGUGUGUUCUAUGUUACUGUCUGUCCCGAAAGCCCGACGCUCCUUCCUACAGCCAUCUAGGCAGACGGCACAGCCAAAAGCAAUAAGCACUCACGUGUAUCCCUCGAGGUUCCCGUGUACUUCCUGGUGUCAGUCUUCCUGUCCAAGCGUUGACCUGGCGUUGUCCCGCCUGCCUGUGACCCAGUGGCACAGUAUUGUUGGCCCCUCGCUCAGUGACACCAGUCUGCGCGAUGCUCUAGUUAUGGCGAUGUCGUUGGUCAGCCUGUCUGUGGUACAACAGGGCACUGUGGUUUUCUUACGAUGGUGUGAGUGGGUAAUGUCCCGAAUGCUGUAGUGUCCUCCUCCUCCCUGUCCUCAGAACAGUGAUGGGCGAUGGCAGUAAUGUCACCUGACCUCAGUAUCAUGUGUGGCUGGUCGGCCCGGUAGUUCGAUGGCAUGAUCCACCCGUCAGCACACGCACAUCACGAUGUUCUGCCUUCUUCUCUUGUUUCCACGGCUGAGGCCAGGCCACCUGUUACAGAUGCUCAAGGCUCAGACCACCACCCUUAAACAGCGCGUUUUCUACAGUUCAUGACAUUUCUCAGCAUCUCCAAAGACCUGGGUCCCCCUCCCUCCAGUGAGCACAGCUUGGGACUUGGCUGUGUUAAUGAAGAAGAUGAGACGUUGGCUCUGCCUCAUUAUCCGUCCUCAGAGCUUUCUCAGAGCAGAAGCAAAGGGGCUGAGACCGUGCCUGGUCACCUGUACCAGCAGCAUCCUGGAGGCAGGAAGCAGGGCGUGGGCCUCCACGGCCCCUUGCUGAGCUCAGCCUGGUGCUGGGGGCCUGUUGCCGUGACCGUGACCUGACCGUGACCGUGACCGUGGGACCUUUCCGCUGACCAUCUCCCAUGUCUGUCUUUUGUGUUGCCCAUCAAUCACCCAUCAGCACAAAUGUGAAAAUUCAGGGAAACAAACAAAUGCUUUUUUGAUAAAAAA